Molecule: messenger RNA, 3022 nt
Organism: Panicum virgatum (switchgrass)
Lineage: Eukaryota; Viridiplantae; Streptophyta; Magnoliopsida; Poales; Poaceae
Exons: 1
Coding region: 355-2823 (822 amino acids)
Biological process (GO): transmembrane transport
Cellular component (GO): plasma membrane
Molecular function (GO): transmembrane transporter activity
Source: RefSeq, a predicted model, not a curated record
GCAGAAAGAUGCACCACCAAGUGCAAUAUACACUACGGAAACAGUGGGUUUGCCGUGUGCCAAAGCACACGGCAAAGACCCAAAAACACUCGAAAGCAAGCAAGGAUCUACCACGAAUUGCUAACGCACGACUGACGAUUUAUUAGAUUUAUUAUAUAUGUUAUAUAUACAAGCAUCAUUCUCAUCGCUCUCUCUCUCUGACGUACUUCAUUAAUUAGCUAGUACUACCCAAUUAAGUCACAUCAUAUAAUCAUCUCACUCGCUAUAUAUAUAGGAUAAGGUGGAGAUCGAGGAUUUGAGGUGUGCUUGGCCAUCUUCACUCUCUUUCACUCUGCACGUACAUUAUUUAAUUUGAUGGGGCGGCGCUGGCGUUCGUCUCUGGCCUCGGGCCUCCGCGCCGCCCUGGCCUGCAGUAUCGUCGGCCUUGCCUCCCUCUACGCCCCGCCCGCCCUCCGCCGCCACAUCACCUUCCCGGCCUUCUCCUACGUCGUCACCGUCAUCAUCGUCACGGACGCCACCCUCGGCACGGCCCUGCGCGGCGCCGUCAGCGCGGUCCAGGCCACGCUCAUGGGCGCCCUGCCCUCCGUGCUGGCGCUCUGGCUCGCGCACUGCGCCGGCGCUGCCGAGUCCGUGCUGGCCACGUCGGCCGGCGUCGCGCUCACCGCCUUCGCGGUGGCGCUGCCGGAGUCGGUGGGCCCGGUGGCCAAGCGGAUCGCGCUGGGGCAGAUCAUCAUCAUCUACGUGGCCAGGUUCCAGCAGGGGGAGCGCCCCACCCGGUCUUUUGCUCUGAUGCACCCGGCCGAUGUGGUGGCGUGCACGGCGCUCGGGGUUGCGGCGGCGCUGCUGGCCGUGCUGCUGCCCGGCCCGAGGCUGGCCACGCGGGAGGCCAGGGACAAGACCAGGGCGUACAGGGUGCUUGCGGCGGAGAGGGUCAGGGUCAUGGCUGACGCCGCCAUCGGCGUCGUCGUUGGCGACGCAGCGGCAGCGUGCAGCCGGCAGCGGCGGUGGCAGAUGGCGGCGCGCACGUCGGAGGCGAGCCGGCUGGCCUCGGCAAGCACCGCCCUCCUCCACCUUAUAGACGCGAUCAAGGAGGACGUGCGGUGGGAGCGAGGAGCAGCAGCAGCGGACGACGGCAUGGUGGAGAUGCCACUGACGGGAAUGCAGAUGGCGCUCGAGAUGAUGAUGGACAACAAGUGCUGCAAGCUGCUAGACCAUGAUCACCAUCAUGCUGCCGACAUCAUCAUGGAGAUGAGGGACCAGACACGCCUCGCCCUCCUCACGCCCAGCAGCAAGCAGAUCAUUGAUGGUGGUGGUUUUACUUUUAUCCGGCGAUCCAGCUCCAAGCCGCAGAUCAGCAGCCUGUGCUUGCCGAGGACGACGAUGUUCCAGCCACAGCAGCUGGCUCCUUGGCUGUUCCUCUUCUCCCUCUAUCAGCUCAGAGACGGCUUGUUGGUCGCCAAUAAUGCCAAUGCCGCCAGUGUCAACAAGAAGGUCGCGCCCGCAGCAACGGCGGCCCAAGAAGAAGAAGAAGAAGCAGCCACUGCAAGAGAAGCAGCUAAUAAUAAUGACGACGAUUGUUCUUGUUCGAUGACGACUAAGGACAGCAAGCCCUGCCGGCGGCUCGUGGCGGCUGCCAAGUGCGGCUUUUCGCUGGGCCUCGCCGUCCUGCUGGGCCUGCUCUUCAGCAACGACCACGGUUUCUGGUCGGGCCUCAUCGUCGCCACCACCAUCACCACGGGCCGCGAGUCCACCUGGGCUGUGGCCGCAGCGCGGGCCCACGGCACCGCGCUGGGCUCCGUCUACGGCGCGCUGUGCUGCCUGCUCCUAUCGCAGCAGCGCCUCCUGACCAUGGACCUCCGCUUCCUGGCGCUGCUCCCCUGGAUGGUGCUCGCCACCUUUCUCAAGCGCAGCCGCGCCUACGGCCCUGCCGGCGGCGUGGCGGCCGCGUUGUCGGGCAUCAUCAUCAUGGGGCGCCGCUACGACGAAACUGCCAUGGCCUUCACGGUCGCCCGCCUCGUGGAGACCUUCAUAGGCAUCGCCUGCGCCGUCCUGGCUGACAUCAUCUUCCAGCCAGGGGCGAGGCCGUCGGUGCAGGCCAGGGAGCAGCUCACCCGCUGCAUCGCCGCCGCGCUUGCAGCCACAGCCGCUGAUGAUCCAUCGCCGCAAUAUUCACAGCAGCAGCUCAAGAUCAGCCUGCAGCCGCAGCUGGCCCUGCUUAGGAGACAUGCGGCGGAGGCCGGAAGCGAGCCCUCCUACCUGUGGCUGCUGCCGUUCCCGGCGGCCUGCUACGACAGGAUCCAGGGCAGCCUCGGCAGGAUGGCGCAGCUGCUGCGUCUCUACCACCAGGCACGCAUGGCGGUCGGCGAUGACGACGACGACAUGAUGUUCCAGCAGACCAGGCGCUUCAGCAGCCUCGUCUCCAGCUCCCUGAGACAUUGCCUCCGCAUGCUGCUGCAGGCGCCACCCGACAAUGCUGCUAUUAUUAUGUCGUCAUCAUCACUUGAUCAUCAUCAGGAUGAGGCCAGCAAGGACGACCUUGAGGCUGGGAAUAAGCAUGGCAUCACCUGCUGCUGCUGCAAGGAGGACGACACACACACACCGGAGGAGGUGGUGGCCUCCUUCCUAGCACAUGCACGAGAGGCAGCGGCCUCGUUGCUGGAUGACAACGAUGGUGAUGAAGCCCACGCAGAGAAGUCGGGGGAGGACACGGGGCUGCUGGUGUGCAGCUGCCUGGCCUCCAUGGGAGUCUGCAUGGGAGAGAUCAUCAGGGAGGCCCAGCGGCUGGAGGCCAACAUCAUCGACCUCAACAACCUGCAACGUUAACAGCCUCAUCAUAAUAUAAAUUUCUGCAGCUAGCCUGAUUCACUACUAUAGAUAUAUAUAUGGUCAUUGCAAACGGUUCAUCACCGCCAGUUUGAACUAAACCGGCGGUGAUAUUCUACUCAUCACAACCGUACCAUAUUCCGAACCGACGGUAAUAGAUUUUCAAACAUUAAAGAGGUCUUACCUAUUAUUAUCCUCA